UACCUAUUCGGUCAGUUUAUGGUCGUGUUGUGAGAACGAUUCGGCCUAAUGCUAUUUCACUGAUAAAUUAAUAACUACACGUUAAAUUAUCUUAAAAUUAUAAUAAAAAUACAAGAACAUUUUCACCAUGAAACAAAUUUGGCAAUGUUUGUUUUCACCGCGCCUGUAUAAGGUGUACCGGGAUGGGCCGAAAGAUUCGGUGUACCAGCCCGUGGGAUACGAGAAAUGGGGCGAUAAGAUCAUCAUAACAGCUCAUGCGCUACUGAACAUUAGUUUAUACACCUCGCCGUUUAUUUGCUUCUAUAUUUACAAGCGAGGUUACAUGUCGUUCGACGAGGUGAAGUCAAUGGGCCGGCUCUUUGGUGGCCUUUCUUGUCUGAUCGCGUUUUCCUUCCUAAUCCGAGCAUAUGGAAGGUCUCUUAACCCCAAGUAUAUGCAGUUUGUGAACACAAUAACCAACAAGAUGACUGAUAAACAAGGUUAUUUGACUGACCUGCGGAAGUACGAUUUUGAUAUUAAAGCCUGGCCUGUAACUUUCAGUGUGGCAAGCAAAGAUGGUAGUACAAGUGAUCCUAUUAUAAGAAUGGAUCCAAUUGAUGAAGGGUUGAAAUGGUACCAACAUCAUCCUUUCCGAUACUGCUCCAACCCGGAGCUGCGAUUCUACAAGCGCAUCCCUCUUCAGAUCCUGGCAUUCGCCGCUGUGCAUACCUUCGGCUUGAGGCUCAUUUAUCCAGGAUCUUUGACCGUUGUCAACUCUUUGCUAUUUCUUACAGGGGCCGCCCUCUUACAAGGCAGGACUACGCUCGUUGAAAACCAUAAUGGUAAGCGAGCCCGGAUUGGAACAGCUGACGGCAACACCAUCGAUACGAUGUUUGUGGAUAACCGCACUCGCUCCCUUAAGGGUAAGAUUCUGGUUGUGUGCUGCGAAGGAAACUCUGGAUUCUAUGAGAUCGGCAUCAUGACCACGCCCAUGAAGUGCGGGUAUUCGGCAUUAGGAUGGAAUCACCCUGGAUUCGCUGGAAGCAGUGGCCUACCAUACCCGUCUCAGGAGCAUAAUGCGAUGGACGCUGUUAUGCAAUAUGCUAUCAACGAGCUUGGUUUUCGUCCUGAUAAUAUUGUGUUGUUUGGCUGGAGCAUUGGAGGAUACACCGCUACCUGGGCUGCUGUCAACUAUCCUGUCGGUGCCUUGAUCCUGGAUGCGACCUUCGAUGAUCUGCUGCCUCUCGCCCAGAACCAGAUGCCGCCCUCCUGGUCCCUUCUCGUGAAGGAGGUGAUACGCUCCUAUGUGGAUCUGAACAUCGCUGAUCUGAUCACCAAGUACAAUGGUCCUGUGAAGAUAAUUCGACGCACUGAAGAUGAGAUUAUUAGCUUGCGAUUGAACAGCGAGAAGCAAGGCAUCCUGUCGACCAACCGCGGCAACGACCUGUUAUUGAAGGUGAUCGACAACAGACACCCUAAAGCUUUGGAGGAUCCGUAUGUUCGCGUGGCUCUUAUUAAAUUGCUUGCCCUCAUGGACCUUCAGCGCAACAUCCUCGACAGGAACGAGAUUGAGGAAUAUGAACGAUCCCUGCUGCCUUUGAUUGGAAAGUACCUGCACGACUACAGGUCCUCCCACUGCACCCCGCUGCCCGAGAGUGACUUCGUUGUGGUGAUGCAACGUCUAGAAGCCCUUAAACAAGAAUAGUGCUUUGCCCUACGAUAUAAUUGUAUCGUACCCAUCCAUGGCUUCAACGUCUACAGUACCCGACGCGCGGCACGUCCUCUGUCCGUAUUAAUCGACGUCGACUAGACUCUAGAGCCCUAUGAAAGUGAAGGACUCCUAUGUGAUUAUAUGUCUUAGGUGUGACUCAAAUUAAUAGGUUUUUACUCCCUACUCCUUAUGCACGACCGUCUUACAUCUCUCUUCCCGACGGUUGCCAGUGCGAUUUACGAGCUUCGUUGGUGAUAAUAUUCAAAAUUAUACUAUGUAUUUUUUAUUAUAUAUCGGUCUUUUGGAAGUCACAUUGUGUAAUUUCUAGUGAAUUAAGUAGGUGUAAUACUUUGCUUUCAUUAUAAACUGUAGGGCUAAUGCCGCGUAUAAUAUAAUCGUAUAACGUAUUUAUUGUAGUUAUCUAGGAUAUUGUCGAUGACGUCCUUGAUUGUAACGUAAGAAGAAGCGAUUACGUGUGGACUGAUUUUAUCAUCGUGCUUGACAAACAUACUAUUUGUAUGAAGCACGAUCAGGUUAGUAGCGGGGCACUUUAUAGUGUCAGAUUGAGGCUCAAAUCAAAGAUAUUGUAGUUUCCAUGUAUUCCAAGACUCUUAGGGUCAUUGAAUUUUUGUAGUUUGACUAACAUAAAGGCAGACACUGCCAUUUUUUAUCUAUUAGGGAUCUUGAUGAUGGUCAUUAUAUUUAUCAUAUUUAUACAUUGUGGGCUAUAUUCUAGCUCCCACAUUAAAUUAUAAGUAUGUGUAAUAGGAUAAGACAACUUAUUAACACAUUUAUGAUUAUUAAUGUUCUCGACUUGUUCAGAACAUGAAGAAAACGUGAAUAGUAGCAUAAAAUAGUCCUUUGAAAUAUGGAAUUGUUAAAUAUUGCUGAUUAGGUGAUCAUAUAUGAUUGAUACAAAACCACUUGGCUUAUUUAAUAAUUUAAGAGAAAAUAUUAAACGGUUUAUAAUCCUAGGAAAUCCGGAAUUGCGAAAUAAGUACUACAUGUCUGACAAAAGACAAUAUAUAAGGUUGUCACAUUUUAAAUUGAAGUGAUUUUGUCGUAGUAAUGAACUAUUCUUAAUAAUAUAUUAAUAUCAUCACUAAAAUUGAUAAUUGAAUAAUACAUAAUAAUUGAUUUACAUGUUUAAUAAUAAUUAAUUCAAGUCAUUGCGUAUUUAAUAAUGAUAUAUAAUGUUAUGGUAUUAUAAUUGUGUUGUAGAUGUUUUUCGACUAGUAUCCGAUAUCUUCAAGUAGACAUUGCUUAUACUUUUCUCUGAAAUAUGUCUUUCCUUUUAAAUAAUUAUGCGUGUAUAUUUGUCGGUGGAAGUUUAGGUUAUAAUGGUCUUGGGAAUGGAAUUAAUCUGUUCUCAGUAAUUUCGUAUAGUAAUCGGGCGAUGGUAGGCAAAAGGAAGGUGGAAGCAUAUAAAUGCUUGUGUACUGAAGAAGACAACGCGAGACUUGAUCUAGUAUAUUUAUAUGUGAUCUAUGUUGUAUGUAUUUAAUGUCAUAUUUAUGAUCUACACGACUUAGCUAUGUAAUUAGUCUUGUUAAACGUGGGCGUGUGUUGCGAAUGUACGAUUCGAAAUACCUUAAUGAAACAACUUUGCUUUACAUCUGCUCUGAAUUAUAUACUGUUACCAGUGCACAUUUUCUUGUUGUAUAAAGAAAUGUGUACAUCAUCAGCACUUUUGGUGGUGAGAAAUGGUCGUAUACACAUGGCCCACGUAAACAUAAUCUAGAUAUGUGUUUACUCUGAUACAGUAACAAUUCAAUGUCUUUACAAAUUAGUGUGAACAUUAAUUUAUUUAUUUAUUACCAUAGAUGUUUUGUAUAUCAGAUUUUUAUUUAAAUACACAGUGAGGCUAUUUCUUCUUGCAAACCAGAAAAAACACAAUAACGUAACCUGUUAUUGCCAAUCCCUCUAGAGUUCAUAAAUAAAUGACCAUGUAUGAGUAAUGCAAAAUAUUUAGGUAUUUUUGGUUGCAAGGGUGGAAAUGAGUGUCACUGUAUUAGGAAAUAUAUGUAUGGUUUUAAUUUAUGCGAGAGAAGGGUUUAGUUAUUUAUUAAAGGUUUAAUAAUUUCGACAUUCUUACAAAAGCAUUUAAAAGUGUUUAUCAAGGCAUUUGGAUAUUUAUUUGUGAAAUAGUAUUAAGAAUAAAAAUUGAUUUUACUGAA
Spodoptera litura is the source of this 3867-nucleotide messenger RNA. Its product is annotated as phosphatidylserine lipase ABHD16A. Gene Ontology annotation, biological process: monoacylglycerol catabolic process; phosphatidylserine catabolic process. Gene Ontology annotation, cellular component: endomembrane system. The record is from RefSeq and is a predicted model, not a curated record. NCBI's taxonomy places the organism in Eukaryota, Metazoa, Arthropoda, Insecta, Lepidoptera, Noctuidae. Gene Ontology annotation, molecular function: monoacylglycerol lipase activity; glycerophospholipase activity.